Molecule: messenger RNA, 1113 nt
Organism: Tachysurus fulvidraco (yellow catfish)
Lineage: Eukaryota; Metazoa; Chordata; Actinopteri; Siluriformes; Bagridae
Gene: hcrt
Product: hypocretin (orexin) neuropeptide precursor
Exons: 2
Coding region: 515-949 (144 amino acids)
Biological process (GO): neuropeptide signaling pathway; feeding behavior
Source: RefSeq, a predicted model, not a curated record
UAUACGUAAUAGGAUACGUUCGUGUCAUCUAUACACACUAUAAUUAAUCUAACGUGUGUGUGUACUGUUGUCUGCGAAUGAGCAAGAUUAGAAAUGAGGUGGUAAUUCUCAAUACAGCAAUACAUCACAGUCAUUAACGUUAAUUACUCUCCAACCCUGACAAAAGCUCCCUCCCUGCAUUCUCAUUAGCCUUUACCUUCCUUGGGCAUGUGAUGACUCCUCUCUUCUUUCAUUUCUGUCCUGUUAGCACUAAUCACUGACUUAAUGGCAUGUGCUAACAAACCACAAACAAUACUGUCUCAGAAGUCUUCAUGAAGCUCUAUGGAUACCUGAAGCUGUGCAUGCCGAUUAGCCCCUUAAUGAUCAACCCCACGAACAUUCUGACAGAGUAUCAUAAUCCAGCUCUUAGAUAAGCAACAUGAGAAUAAAGGCACCAGGGCAGAGUAUCGGCAUCAGGCUACGUCAGCGAUGCAGAGAUGCAUAGUAUAUAAGCGACCCUCAUUUUCUCAUCAUCAUGAAGAUGAUUAGGAGCCUUACUCUAGGAGCAAUGAGACAUCUGAGUGCUGCUUCGACUAAGAAGGUGCAGCUCGUGCUCUUCCUCGCGCUGAUGAUGCAGUUGUCCUGUAACGCAGAAGCGAUGACGAGCUGCUGCACGCUGAAGCCGCACCGGUGCACGCUGUACGAGCUGCUGUGUCGCGCGAGACACCGGGGGGACCCCACGGACCCGGACGGGAAACUGGGCCGCCUGAGCAGCGACGCCGCCGCCGGGAUCCUCACACUCGGCAAACGGAAAGCGACCGAAACCCGGUACCAGGACCGACUGCAGCAUUUCCUGCACAGCUCGCGCAAUCAAGCAGCAGGCAUCCUUACUAUGGGCAAGAGACUGGAGCUCGAAACCGCACCGAGACACCAGAUUCAGCCUGUAAUCACAAACUCAUACAGACAAUAAUUAGUACAAAAAGAUGAUGCUCUAAAACUGCAUUUUUAUUAUUAAUCUAAUUCUUUAAGACCAGUGAUAGCUGUUGUGAUGUUGUGAAUAUUUCUGUAUACGAAUUGAAUGUAUUUUAAUGCACUUCCUUUAUUAUUAACUAUAGUCAAAUUUAUCAAUUUGAA